AUGUCCGCGCUGCGUCGGGUGCGCAAAUACUUUAUAUCCUCGCAGGUCUACGAGGCACUGCGCCCUUUGUUUUUCCUAACGUUUCUCUACGGACUGACGCCUUUCCACGUGGUCAGGCGGAAAAUGGGAGAAUCCUACUUGAAGAUGUCUUUCUUCGGCAUUUUCAACAUCUUUAUUUACAUCUGUUUGUGUGGUUUCUGCUAUAUAUCCUCCUUGCGGCAGGGAGAAUCCAUUGUGGGUUACUUUUUCCGCACUGAGAUCUCAACUAUUGGAGAUCGCCUGCAGAUCUUCAAUGGAUUGAUUGCAGGAGCUGUUAUCUAUACCUCGGCAAUCCUGAAACGCUGCAAGCUGUUGGGAACUUUAACCAUCCUUCACAGCCUGGAUACGAACUUCUCGAAUAUUGGAAUACGCGUAAAGUACUCGAGGAUUUUUCGAUACUCCCUGCUGGUUUUGAUCUUCAAGCUUUUGAUCCUGGGAGUUUAUUUCGUGGGAGUUUUCCGGCUGCUCGUCUCACUGGAUGUCACUCCAUCGUUCUGCGUCUGCAUGACGUUUUUCCUGCAACAUUCGGUCGUUUCCAUUGCGAUUUGUUUGUUCUGCGUGAUUGCCUUCAGUUUCGAGCGGCGCCUUAGUAUCAUCAAUCAGUUACAACCUGCUCAAGCUGCCACAUAG
Drosophila ficusphila is the source of this 669-nucleotide messenger RNA. Its product is annotated as putative gustatory receptor 28b. Gene Ontology annotation, biological process: sensory perception of taste. The transcript has 2 exons. NCBI's taxonomy places the organism in Eukaryota, Metazoa, Arthropoda, Insecta, Diptera, Drosophilidae. The record is from RefSeq and is a predicted model, not a curated record. Gene Ontology annotation, cellular component: membrane. Bases 1 to 669 code for a protein of 222 amino acids.